AAAGUUGACCUUAUUAAGAUGGACCCCAAAUCUUAACAGUUUCUUUUUCAAAAUUGAUACUCUCUCACUUUCCAGAUUGGUAGAAUGUGAAAUCUUAGUCUCCUAUGUUUAUUGCUAUUAUGCACCAAAUAAUGCUGUUUGAUACCUUUUGGCUUAUGAGUGUAUAAAGAGAUUUCAAUAUAAAACUAAAAAGUGCUAGUUGGAUUAAUAGUCUCUAAUGCAAGCUAAAAGAAACUUCGUUAAGCUGAUGUGACAAAGAAAAAGUAAAAAAUAUCUAGAGCUCCAUCUAGAUUGAAAAGCUAUGCUAGAAGGAAUGACGUGGCAUCUAAAUUUAGGAGCUCUGUUAAACCGAAUAACUCUGCAAAAUUAAUAUUUUCUUUUCUGAUGUACAUUUCUAUCCAUAUUUAGACCUGCUUUCAUUUUUAUUUAAAGAGAAUCGAACACCUAAAUCGCAAUACAUAGAAUCCAUAUUUAGAUUUGUAUUUAGUUGAGCUUGUAAUUCUUUGAUAAUCCGAAUUUAUUCUCUAAAAGCAAUUCGAAACAGGACUUAUUGUUUAAAAAUCCAAAUUAUUCAUAUCUACAGGACAAGAUGACAUUUAUUAGAUGCAUCAAUUGCCUUAGGGAUUGUUUAAAAAAAAUAUACUUAAAUUUUAUCAAGUUUUCAUUUGAUCAGAUUUCAAUUUUAAUCACAUCUUUUUAUGAAAAACGGCUAAAACGUUAUCAAACAACCCCUCAAUUGAUAUUCAACAUACUGUUUUAUCUCUCUAGUUCAUUUUAAUGUCUAUCGCGUUCAAUAAAAAAUAUUACUCUCUCUCAUGUGGAAUGAAUCACACAACCAUUUCGAAGCUAGACGCCUCUGCCAAGGAAAAUCGAAACCUGCUGCAUCGCUCAGUUGCCGUGAAAGCAUUUCAAACAGAUUGUUAGUUUUUAAUAUGGAAAAAGAGAGACGACGUGAAAUGGCUCCUUCAACCUCCAAUCUGAAGCAACUUCUUAAAUAUCAAUCCAAGUGCAAAAGGCUCGAGAUGUUUGAUGGCCAGGGACAACUCGUUCUAAUUGUCACUCACUUUAUAAUAAAGUUGUGUUCUGAAGAUGAUGAAAUAAUUAUUUUAUUGAAGAGCCUUGAAGAUUCAGCGAAGCUUUGUUGGAUUUACAGCCGUCAUAGUGAAGAAGACAGAAAAUUUUCCACCAUGUUCUGGAAUUUUAUAACACAGCUUAAAGUGUUCUUCGAAGUCCCAAAUUUUAAGAGUACUGCAAAUCCCAAUGAGGUUGUUGCGGCCUUUGUUGACCUUCUCCUUGAACUCUUAGAAGAAAUACUUCAUCGUCGGCCAUAUUUCAUUCAUGGAAAGGUCGAAAAAUUCAUUCAAACUCUAAAGAUGGAGCUGAAAUUUCUUAUCACCUUUCUUGGGGAUACACCAUCUCAGCUCACUGAGCUUGAGACAACCAAGAAUGUAUUGAAAGAUAUUGAAGCUGUGGCCAAUGACGUGGGAAGCUUCUUAUAUUCAUUCUUUCUCAACAAAGAUCGUAUUUCUAUAGGUGAAAUGAAUAACUCUCUUUCUGAUUUGUUGAGAAAUGUGGAGCUUGUGAAAGAAAGCAUCACUACGCACUGUUUCACAGUGGCUCAUAUAUGGUCAAGCCGUAUGACUCCAAAGAUUGCAGUGGUUUCCCUCUCUUCUGUUGAUUCUAUCCUUGAUUAUAUAGAGGAUAGAAUCAACAAUGAUGACAGGAUUGCUGAUGUGAAGGAUCAAAUUAGAACAAUCCAUCAGAACUUGACGAAUUUGAAGAAUAGCGUAAAAGAACUUGCAAUCCAUCCGGAAUGUGAAGAAUACUCUAUGCAACUUAUUAACGUAGCAUUUGAAGUUGAAUACAUCAUCCACUCAUUUGCUCCUCAGUCAUACAUCACCCUCAGGAUUCUUCAAGUCACUGAGAAGAUUAUACCUAUGAUGAUGCAACUCCAAAAACUGAAGAAGAAUGAUUCUGGAAAGCUAAAGGUUGCAGAAUAUGAUUCUGGAAAGCUAAAGGGUGAAGAUUAUCCAAGGAAACAUGGACCAUUGCUAGUUCAAGGGGUUCAAAUUGGAGAAAGUCAUCUAUAUCACUUUAUGGAUGCGGAAAUGAAAAUUAUAAAAAUACUCCUUGAAGGACCUGAACUACUAGCUAUUUCCAUUAUUGGCAUGCCUGGACUUGGCAAGACAACAUUAGCAAAUAGGUUAUAUAACAAUCCAAUGAUUAUUAAUCAUUUUCACAGGAGGAUCUGGUGUGUUGUCUCUCGAACUUACCAGAGGAGAAAUAUUUUAAUUGACAUUUUGAUGUCAAUAGACACCGAUAACAAAGACCAAUUUCUGAAUAUGGAAGAUGAAAUGUUGACCGAACUGAUCUUCCAAUAUUUAAAGGGGAAGAGAUACAUCAUCAUCAUGGACGAUAUAUGGAAUGUAAACGCAUGGGAUGAUAUAAAAAGAUGCUUUCCUGAUGACCGCAAUGGAAGCAAAAUAUUGAUCACCAGUCGAAACAUGAAUGUUGCCUCUUCAAAUUAUCGCUGCAACUUCUCUCUUCGUCUCCUGCGGGAGGAUGAAAGUUGGAAUUUAUUGCUGGGGAAGGUGUUCAACAAAGAACGCUGCCCUCCAGAGUUGGUAGAUGUCGUAAAGAAAAUUGCAAGAAAUUGUGGUGGAUUACCAAUUACAGUUGUUAUGAUAGCUUCGGUACUUAAGAAUUUGGAGAAGAAAAGAUCUUUAUGGAUGGAAGUUGCUGAAAAUAUAACUUCAUACAUCUCUAAAGAGACAAAUGAGUACAUGAGUGUGCUAGAAGAGAGUUAUAAUGAUUUACCAUUGUACUUGAAACCAUGUUUUCUUUACUUUGGAGUAUUUGAGAAAGGAAGGGAAAUCCCAGUACGGAAGUUGAAAAUGUUAUGGCAUGCUGAAGGAUUUAUAGGGAAAGUGGAAGAUAAGAGCUCAGAGGAUGUGGCACAGGAAUAUUUAAUGGAUCUAAGUAAUAGAAACUUGUUGCUACUUGCUAAAAGAAAAUCUGACGGUGGAAUGAAAUCAUGUACUAUCCAUGGUGUAAUGCAUGACAUGUGCUCGAGACUGGCCGAUAAAGAUAACUUCGUGAAGGCGAUCACAGAUCGAUUAUCAAUAUAUGAGCAACACCACUGCCUAAGCAUUCACUCUCACUCAAUUCCUUCUUUCUCAAGACCUUUCGGCCUACAUAUUCGCUCUUUGUUGGGGUAUUUACCUGAUCCAUCCGCAUUCAUCUUUUCCAGCUUGAAACAUCUUAAGGUAUUGGACUUGUCAAGCACAGAUUUGAGAUUGUAUAAUCUGUCAGGAAGUGAAGUGUUGGCUUCCUUAAGGUUCUUGGCAGUUUCAUCUAUUCCAUCAUCAGUAGAGAUAUUCAAGAACCUAGAAUUUCUUUUGGUGGAUAACAAAGAAGUAGUGGAAAUCCCAGUUAUCCUUUUAAAUAUGGUGAAGUCGAGAUGUGUGCAUUUCAGUGGUGGUGCACAAUUCAGUGAAUCUUGGCGUCAAGCAACUCAUGAUGAGAGCUUCCAAAUGAAAACCCUACAAAAUCUUUCUUUUAUUUUCAUUUAUGACGAAAAUGACGAGAAAAUCCUGAGAUCUUUUCCCCGUCUUCGCAUGCUGAAAUGCAAAUAUACAGUGUUUUGGGAUUCAUCAAAGAACCGCUAUCGCUAUCCUGCCUUACACUACCUUAGUCAGCUUGAAUACCUUAAUAUAUCAUUCCGAUCGAGUUAUGAGUCAGAUGGCAUUACUCCCGGAUUGAUCAGUUUACCCUCGAGUCUUAGAAAGCUAACUCUCUGUAACUUCGAUUUAUCUCGGAUGCAUAUGGAGAUAAUUGGGAAGUUACCCCGCCUUGAGGUUCUCAAGUUACGAGAUGAUACAAUUCAGGGAAAACGGUGGGGACAUAAACGAAGGUGAAUUCAUACGACUCAAAUACUUGGAACUGGACGCGGUACAGAUCGAACAUUGGAAUGCCUAUUAUACUCCUUUCCCCUCGCUUGAAAGACUAGUAUUGCGAAGCUGCCAACAUUUUCAGAUUCCUUCCAGUUUUGGGAAAAUUUCAACUCUACAGAAGAUUGAGGUACUUGGCUGCACAAAAUCCGUUGAACGCUCUGCUUUUCAAGUCAACGUCGAAACUCUAGGCUUGGGGAAUGACGCCUUCGAAGUCAUUGUCUCCAGCUCUGGCUCUUAUGACUUGUGAAGCUGAAAUGAUGCUGGAACUUGUUUGUGGUGGGUAAAAUCAACUAACCAAAAUUGUGAAAGUUUUAAUAAUUGGUGAAAUACAUUGUACUCUAUUUUUGGUUUCAAAUGAAAUCGGAGACUCGUUCUGUGCAAGGACCUGAAUUUGUUUGUUUAUUAAGCGCAUGAGUUUAUUUUAGUUCAAA
Messenger RNA from Olea europaea var. sylvestris, 4384 nucleotides. RefSeq names its product putative late blight resistance protein homolog R1B-14. Gene Ontology annotation, molecular function: ADP binding. Gene Ontology annotation, biological process: defense response to other organism. Bases 816 to 3917 code for a protein of 1033 amino acids. Lineage: Eukaryota; Viridiplantae; Streptophyta; Magnoliopsida; Lamiales; Oleaceae. The transcript is spliced from 5 exons. The record is from RefSeq and is a predicted model, not a curated record.